Molecule: messenger RNA, 1682 nt
Organism: Brassica rapa (field mustard)
Lineage: Eukaryota; Viridiplantae; Streptophyta; Magnoliopsida; Brassicales; Brassicaceae
Product: protein NETWORKED 3A
Cellular component (GO): vacuolar membrane
Molecular function (GO): actin binding
Source: RefSeq, a predicted model, not a curated record
GUUUAAAGCCAAGAUUAAUUAGCAUUAUUAUUUUUCUUCAUUGUUUUUGUUCGUAUUAUUCACACUAUAAGCAUUGAAAGUUGAAUCCUGUUUUGCCAUAUUUCUACUUAACAUCAAAAACAACUAUUCAAAGCAUGGAUUAAUUACCAUUAACAUCCUUACAAACUUGUUGAAAAAGAGAGACAGGAUUCAGUUUUCUUACAUUCAUCAACUUUUAUUUUACUUUAUUGUUUUUGUUCCAGUCUACACUAUUAAUAUUUAUUAAUUUUUUUUUGUCACAUUCUGUUCUUUAUACUAAAACAAGCAUGUAAAGUAGUGGCAAAGAGUUUAUCGACCGUUGCAUAAAAUACCUUUUGCGUGUUAACGCUCGCCACGGCCCACAUGGCCUGGUGGGGCCCAUUAAGAUAAUUUUCGUCUCAAUCAACUGAAUGUAAUCCCAAAGAUACCCCUGUUCAUAGCUCUAGCUCCAUCGACAAUGAUAUCUAUCUCGUAUAAACUGGGGGUGAUAACGUAAUUGACAAAUAUAAACAGAGUUGAUGCUGCCAUGUCAUCCGCCGCUUAGAUAUCCAGGGGUAUCUCUGUAAAUUACAAGAAACUGCGCGCUUCUCUAACGACCAUACGUGGCGAAAUGCUACUGGCUAGAGAGUGAUGUUUAACUAUAUAAAGACCACUAACCAAGAAGAAUACAUUCGAUCUUAUAAUUCCUCUGUGACUGACUACAAAACAGAGAAGGUGAAGAAGAAGAAAGAAAGAAAGAAAGAAAGAAAGAAAGAAAGAGGAAAGAAACGGCGCCGUGUAAACGUAAUCCUUCACCGAGCUUUUGAGAAGAGUGAAAGAAGAUGGUGAUGGAGUCAUCAAAGUGGUGGUGGAUUGGAAACCACAACACCACUAAUUUCUCUCCUUGGCUUCAUUCUACUCUCUCCGGUAACCUUCUUGUCUCUCUUUCUUGGCUCUUUCCAAAGGUGUUAACUUUUAAUUGUAAUUGUAAUUGUAAUUUUGAAGAGUUGGAUAAGAAGACAAAGGAUAUGCUGAGAGUGGUCGAUGAGGAUGCGGAUACUUUCGCCGCAAGAGCUGAGAUGUAUUACAAGAAGAGGCCUGAGCUUGUUGCCAUGGUCGAAGAUUUCUACCGUUCGCAUCGCUCCUUAGCCGAGAGGCACGACUUGUUGCGACCCUCUUCUGUGCACAAACACGGCUCAGAGAAGCAUCAUGAUAAAUCAUCAACUUGCGAUGAUGAGUCUUCUUGGUCCAAGGCUUGUGAGACUCAUGACGACUACAACGCUGAGUCUGAAGUUGAUGACGGUGAAUCAUCCUCAGUCGAUUAUGGUGGGAAUUGUGAGAUGCUGAAGGAAGAGAUAGAGAGGCUGAGGGAGGAGAAUAAGUUUUACAGCGAAAUGGUGAGAGAGAGAGAUGAAGAGAAGAGGGAAGCUAUAAGGCAGAUGAGUUUAGCGAUAGACAUGCUCAAAGAAGAGAACUCAGAGCUCAAGAGAUGUGUUUCCUCUGUUGUUGUGAAGAGGAAGGUUAAGCUUGAAGGGUUUUGGGGGAGAUUAGUAGGCAACUGGAUCCUCUCAAAAACAGAUUCUACUUCCAGAGAGAGAGUUUUAUAGAAACCUAGAACUAUCUAAAUGACCUAUAUAUAUAUAUAUAUAUAUUUAAAAACACUUAAAACAAAACAAAUUACACUC